GGUUACUCCUUAGUUGAAAUAUAUGAGCAUAUAAAAAAGUUAGUAAAAUAAGGCUGCUCAAUAUACCACAUGAAUCAUGAUCUUUCCAUGUUUUUCCCUAUUUCUUAACCAAAAAAACCAGUUCACAAAUUCACACACUAGGGUUAGGGUUAGUCAAUAGCAAUAACACACUCCUUUGUAUAUAUAUAGCUAGAACCAUCGCUAUAAGAAUAUAACCAUCAAGUAUAGGGUAUUUUGAAAGGAUGAAGAAGAGACAAAUUGUGGCUAAGACUUCAUCUUCAAUUACAAGAAAUAUUCGAUACGGUGAGUGCCAGAAGAAUCAUGCAGCAAAUAUUGGAGGGUAUGCUGUGGAUGGUUGCAGGGAGUUCAUGGCUAGCACAGGAGAAGAAGGAACAUGUGGGGCUCUUACAUGUGCUGCUUGUGGUUGUCACAGGAACUUUCAUAGAAGGGAAGUGCAAACUGAAGUUGUUUGUGAGUACUCUCCACCUAAUUCUGGUCGAUGAUAUCAUCGAUAUCUCGAUGAAACUUCAUACCUCUAUUUUCAUCCAUAUUUUUGCAGAUCCGUGUAAUCUUGCACAGAUCCGUGCAAUCUUACACGAAUUCGUGCAAAGAUCGUUUACAAGAAAGGUUAAAUUAUACCAAUAGAGUGCAAAAUUGUGUAUCAAAUUAACUCAAUGAUUUUAUCUUUGUACAAAAUUUUCAAACUUCAGGGUUUGUGAUUAUAUUACCUACUUUAGGUUUUCUUUUUUUUUUUCCCUUUCAUUUUUUUUCCUUCUGGUCAGCAAGAUGUGUUUUGUUUCCCCUUUGAUACUGUAAUAUAAAUUUAUUGAUCUGAUGUGUUUAAUUUCUCUAUUUCUUUUGUUAAUUACUGCUUUAGAUCUUAAUAAAAUAUAUUUAGGCUUCUAAUUUUGCUGUUGCAUAAAAUAUAUAAUCAAAUUAAUAAUAUUUAGGCUUUGCAUACAUUUUCUUUAAAAAAUAUAAAAAAUGUAUAAAGAAGAAUUGAGUAUUUUAGAUAUAUAUAUAUAUAGAAAGGUUUAGAUUAAGAGUUAUUUGGUAUCAAUAUAUAUUUUUCUAUAUCUUAAAUAAAAUAUAAAAGGCUUAACUGGAGUGCUAAAAAUCAAGAGCGCCACAAAUGAAUAUAUAAAAAUGCAUAUUAAUUUACUACUGUGUAAUUGUAUGAAAUUUUGAAUGCAAUAAAUUUAGGUUAAGAAGAAGAAAGGUGAGAAAAAGCUCCAAAGUAUAAAAGACCACUAACAAUGGAGUAUUCUCUAGAGCUUAUUUGUUUCAUCAUCCUUUUCAAGUCGGGGACACUAAUCAAGUCUGAACGCUCAAAUUAAUUUGUUAGUUCAUAAAAAAAAUAAGGUAUUAGUAAUAUAGAUGAGAAAAUUGUAGAUUAUGCUGACGAAUUCAAAUGGAUGCUAACCACGUAUUUUUUAUUAUUGUCUUUUCUUCAAAACAAGAAAACAUAUUAGUGUAUAUGUGAUGAAAAAAUAUUAUCUAUGUACCAAUUAUGUACUAUUCAACUAUUAUAAAUCCUUAGAGCCCACUUGUGUUCAAUCAUAUAGAUGAUAUGUCUAAGAACAUUGCCAUUCAUUUAUACCUUUUUAUACUCCUUCAAUCUUUAUAUAUAGGUUCUUUUUCCAACAUGUAUAUUAAGAAAGAUGAUAUUAGUUAAUAUUUUAACUUUUAUAUGAUUACUAUUUAUUAUUUAGAUAUAUAGGUAUGGAAUAAAUAAGUGUUUUAAAAUCUUCAUUCUCAAAUUGAUUGGGUGAGAGAAAAGAUGAGUAUUUUACCUAGUAUAAAAAAUACUUGUUAAAUCGGUUAAAAAUGACUUCUUAAGUUGAUAAGGAUGUUCUAUCAACUAAGAAGAUUGUUGUUAGGACAAGGGUCAUCACACAUCUAUAAUCCUUGUUAAUGAUUAAAGAAUUACUUAUUAUUGAAGGAUAGAAAAACACUUAAAAAGGGGGGGUUUGAAUAAGUGUAGCUUUAAAACUUGUAAGAUAAAAACAAGUUGAGCAAUUAUUUUUAUCUUGGUUCGUUGUUAACUAAACUACUCCAGUCCACCCCUCUGGAGUGAUUUACCUCACCCGAGGAUUUAAUCCACUAAUCACACAAGAUUACAAUGGUUUUCCACUUAGACAACUUCUAAGUCUUCUAGAGUAUACUGAUCACAACCUAAUCACUCUAAGAACAAACUGCUUAGAUACCCUCUAAGACUUUCUAGAGUAUUCUGAUCACAACCUGAUCACUCUAGUUCUUACAACUUAAUGUAAACAAAUUC
Molecule: messenger RNA, 2281 nt
Organism: Vicia villosa (hairy vetch)
Lineage: Eukaryota; Viridiplantae; Streptophyta; Magnoliopsida; Fabales; Fabaceae
Product: mini zinc finger protein 3-like
Exons: 1
Coding region: 243-503 (86 amino acids)
Biological process (GO): regulation of DNA-templated transcription; regulation of developmental process
Cellular component (GO): nucleus
Molecular function (GO): transcription cis-regulatory region binding; DNA-binding transcription factor activity
Source: RefSeq, a predicted model, not a curated record